Molecule: messenger RNA, 1782 nt
Organism: Malaya genurostris
Lineage: Eukaryota; Metazoa; Arthropoda; Insecta; Diptera; Culicidae
Gene: Non2
Product: nucleolar transcription factor 1
Exons: 2
Coding region: 252-1121 (289 amino acids)
Cellular component (GO): nucleus
Source: RefSeq, a predicted model, not a curated record
UGUUGGUUUACUGGGACGGUGCGGUGCAUAAACUGAUUGAAACCAGCAUCAUCGUAUCGACGAAAGGCAUUCUGCUGCGUUCGCUCCUUUUUUCCUAUCUCCCGGGUAACGACGGUGAUACCGAAAGGAACCACUUUUUGUAGGUUCCAAAAGUUAGUGACAACACCGCAAGGAAAGUAUUAUUAGUAUCCGGAUCAGCACCGGCAUCGUCGUCGCAAAAACCGAUUUCGCACAGUAGUAAGCUAGCAAACAUGGCAGAACCAAGCAAGGACGAACUUCGCAAGGAAAUUGCUGUCAUCCUCAAGGAUGCCAACCUGGAGGAAACGGCCGCCAAAAAGGUGCGCCUGCAGUUGGAGGAAAACCUGAAGUGCGAUCUGUCCGGUCGCAAGAAGGAAGUCGACGAUCUGGUGAUGGAGUACGUUAACGCCCAGGACGAGUCCGGCGAGGAGGACGAGGAAGACGACGAAGAGGACGAGGAGGUCGAAACGAAGAAGGCAGCAGCGAAGAAGAAGGCAGCAGCUGGUGGUAAAAAGAAGAAAGCGAACAGCGAAGAUGACGAAGACGAUGAGAACAACGACGACGACGAUGAGGAAGGCGAUGACGACGGAUCGGAUGAUGGUGGUGCAAAAAAUAAACGAGGUGGCCCGGGGAAGCGUGGGGCUCCGGCGAAGAAAAGGAAGCACGGGUCGGAUAGUGAGGAAGAUUCUGACGGAUCCGUAGAAUCGGAGGACGAUUACAAACCGAAAAAAGGACCGAAGGGCAGUGCUAAGAAGGCGCGUGGCAAAAAGAAGGGCGGUUCGGAUUCUGACUCGGAUGGAGAUUGGAAAAAGGCGAAGCCCAAGAACAAGAAACUCACGGCCGCUGGUACCAAAAGGAAGAGCACCGGUUUCACACGUCCGUACACACUUUCGCCGGAACUGGCUGCCAUCUGUGGGGCUGAGUCUCUACCACGGCAUGAAGUCGUCAAGAAGGUGUGGGCCAUCAUCAAGGAACGCAAUCUGUACGACCCGAAGAACAAACAGUUUGCCAUUUGCGACUCGGAACUUCAGAAAGUCAUCGGCGUCAAACGGUUCCGCACGUUCGGCAUGCUCAAGUAUUUGAAACCGCAUUUUCUGGAUUAAACUUUCCGAUGGGUGGCGAACAGAGAAGUGAAACUUUAUGUACGUACCAUUCUCAGCAUAGUUGUCUAUUCACUUACUGUUGCUAAUAAGCAUGGGGGGAACCCUUUCCACCUCCCUCAACUAAUAUUCCGAACGGACAAAAGUGUGUUAAACAAAAUACAAAUUCCUUAGCUUUCGUUGUUGUAUGUUUGAUCAAACAUAUGAGAGCGAAGGUGCAAUUGCAUAAAACACAACAACACAAUCGAAAGAAACUCGCGAGUGCCGGUACUCCUCUCCGGCAAAGUCACUACAAAUCACUAACUAGUUGUGAAGAUUAGAACGAGUAAGUUUAUCAAACUAAAAAAACUAUGUAAUUUUAAAACUUACUGACCAGACAGGCAAUUAGCGUCCACCCUCCGGUGGGCACCCGUAUAUCUAUCUAGAAAGCUACUCAACUUAUAUAUAUUACAACGUAUUUUUUUUUAUUAAUUUUAUUCGACCAUUGAAUUGGUCGGAAUGCGAAUCGGAGACAGUGGAGUAGAAAUACUGAUUCUUUUAAGUACGGUAGGACUCAGAGAGGUGAAACACGAAAGUGAGUUUGAUUGUGGUAAGAACCAUAUAAAACAAAAAAAAACGUAAAUAAGUUUCUAUGAAUAAAAAGAAAACUACUAAAGUUUGAAAA